AGAGCUGUUCUUUCCCUUUCAUUCAAGUUCAUUGUUCUCAUCGUUGAAGGCCUAACUCCCAAUUGUUAUCAUUUUCAGUUUUCGAACUGUAAAACGACAUGUUCUUGCCCUUUAUUAUAAAAACACACCUGCCGUUUCGGUAACCAUAACAAGGUGGGUGGGUCCUUACCAUCCUUAGCAAGAUCCCAGUACUCGCGACGCUCAGCAGCUUCUUCCUUUCUCCGACCAUCCGUUAUCCCAUUUCCAACCCUUCGAGUCGGCGACAUAUUUUCGACCAAACAAGCCCUCCAAGGUCCUUGUUCUCUUUAUCUGACAAAAAAACACUUAUUUCGGAGCAUAAUAUCCAGUCUUGUCCAGAAACUCGGGGACAAUGGCGGGCUACGACGACGACGACUCGUAUGAGCGACAGUCUCAAUCUUACGAUGCGAAGAAACGCAAGAGAUCCCAAUCGCCAUCCCAAAAUGGAAAGUCCUCCUCUCGCCGAGGUGAAAAGCGCGAAGACGGCGGCACCGAUGAACUCCCGCAGCCCUACAAUGCAAAGGAACUUCAGCCCGCCAAACGACGAGCCGUCUCUCCCUCAGAGCAACCUCGCAAGCUGAAGAGACCCGGCGCCCGAGCUCGCAUCUCCGAAGCCGAACGAGAAGCAAUACGUCAGCGAGCAUUGGAGCGAGAGAAGGAAAUGGAAGCUCAGGCUCAGGCUGCCGCGGAACGCCAACGUAGCACUGCCAGUAACAACGUCGUUACGCAGCAUUAUAACAGUGUGCCAGAACGAGGCAGGGACUGGAGACGAACAGACAGUAAGAUCAAGGGACUUCGCGCCUUCAAUAAUUGGGUCAAGAGCUGCAUCAUCCAAAAGUUUUCGCCGGAUGAGGACCACACCCCCGGCUCUCGAGAGCAGGGGCUUUCGACUGAGAAAGAGCUGCUGGUACUCGACAUCGGCUGUGGAAAGGGAGGCGAUCUGGGCAAAUGGCAGCAAGCGCCGCAACCAGUGGAGCUCUACGUCGGCCUGGAUCCCGCGGAUAUUAGUAUCGACCAGGCUCGGGAGCGCUAUCGCCAGAUGGGUAGUCGCGGAGGGGGUGGUAGGGGCGGCAGAGGUGGAUACAGACGACCGCCUCCGCGACUUUUUGAGGCACGUUUCCACGUCAAGGACUGCUACGGCGAAAACAUCGAGGACAUUGAAAUCAUCAGACGGGUCGGAUUCGACACCAACCCCCUUAGCCGGCAAGGAUUUGACGUUGUAAGCAUGAUGUUCUGCAUGCACUACGCGUUCGAGACAGAGCAGAAGGCCCGUACCAUGCUGCGUAACGUUGCCGGUUCACUGAAGAAGGGAGGGCGCUUGAUUGGAUGUAUUCCCAACUCCGACGUUCUGGGCGAGCACGUCCGAAAGUUCAACGAGCAACAGGAAGAGAAGAAAAAGAAGGCUGCCGAGGAGCCGCCUCAGGAGGCAGAAGAGGGAGAACUGGAGGAUGGUGAAGCGGAGCAGUCGGCGGAGUGGGGCAACUCCAUCUAUCGAGUCCGAUUCCCGGGCAAGACACCAGCUGAUGGCGUCUUCCGGCCCGCAUUCGGCUGGAAGUACAACUUCUUCCUUGAUGAAGCCGUGGAGGAGGUGCCUGAGUACGUCGUCCCAUGGGAAGUACUCAGAGCCCUGGCCGAAGACUACAAUCUCGAGCUGCAGUACCACAAGACGUUUAUGGAGAUUUGGGAGUCGGAAAAGGACGAUGAAACACUUGGUCCUCUGAGUGAGAGAAUGGGCGUUCGAGAGCGGGGUGGUGGACGCCUACUCGUCUCACCAGAGGAGUUGGAAGCGGCAAGCUUCUACACCGCUUUCUGUUUUUACAAGGUGUAAGCUUGGGGAAAGCAUGUAAUGAUAGGACGGCUCGCGGUACCUCAAAGGAACCAAGGCGAACAUUUGAGGUUAGAUUUAUCGUUUAGACUCACAGACCGGUCUGAAUGCAUAUCCAACAGUGCAAGUGAUCAACAUCUACCGACUUUAUGUGUUUGGGUUACCAAAAGGUG
Colletotrichum navitas is the source of this 2016-nucleotide messenger RNA. RefSeq names its product mRNA capping enzyme-domain-containing protein. Lineage: Eukaryota; Fungi; Ascomycota; Sordariomycetes; Glomerellales; Glomerellaceae. Bases 371 to 1846 code for a protein of 491 amino acids. Gene Ontology annotation, biological process: 7-methylguanosine mRNA capping. The transcript has a single exon. Gene Ontology annotation, molecular function: mRNA 5'-cap (guanine-N7-)-methyltransferase activity. Gene Ontology annotation, cellular component: nucleus. The record is from RefSeq and is a predicted model, not a curated record.